Molecule: messenger RNA, 1919 nt
Organism: Salvia miltiorrhiza (redroot sage)
Lineage: Eukaryota; Viridiplantae; Streptophyta; Magnoliopsida; Lamiales; Lamiaceae
Product: embryonic protein DC-8
Exons: 2
Coding region: 39-1778 (579 amino acids)
Source: RefSeq, a predicted model, not a curated record
UCAAUUCAAGAAAUAUUUAGUGUUUGGAAUUAAAGAGAAUGGCGUCGGAGCAGGCGAGGAGAGAGAGUGCGAGGGAGGAGCGUAAGGUGGAGGUAGAGAGAGACCGAGUUCCGAAGAUGGCAACUCAUUUCGAGUCGCUGGUUGAUAAGGCUAGAGACGAGCAGCAGCCUCAUCAUGGAGAGACAACCAUUCAUAUCGAGGCCGUUCCAGUGAGAGUCGCCGGGAUCUCCAUUUCCAGCCCCAUGGAUGCGGAGCCGCGCCAGCCCUCCUUAGAGGAGGUUUCUAGAAUGAGGGGGGUGGCGCAGCAGAAUUCGGCGGAGGCGAUCAGGGCCGCGGAGGAGCGCUACGACAAGGCCAAGAGCGGUGCUGCUGGAGGGAUGCAGGCCAUGGCGGAGAAAGGCCGGCAAGCGGCCGACAAGACAACGGAGGUGAAGGACACCACGGCGAAGAAAGGCCAGCAGGCUCAAGGUUACACGGCGGAGAAGGCGGCCGAUGUCAGGGACGUCCUCUCAUCGAGAGGCGGAGCUUUGAAGGACACGGUGGUUGAGAAAAGCCAACAGGCUAAAGAUUAUGCAGCGCAGAAGGCGGCGGAGGCCAAGGAUGUGAUUUCUACAAAAGGCCAAUCCGCUUCGCAGUUGGCCGCUGAAAAAGCCAAGGCUGCCAAGGAUGUGACGGUUGAUACGACAUUGACGGCGGCACAAUACACCGGCCAGAAAGCAGCGGCUGUGAAGGAUACCACCGUCGAUAAAGCAAAGACUGCUGCACAAUACGCCGCCGAGAAAGCAACGGCGGCCAAGGACAUGACGGUGGAUACGACAAAGACUGCUGCACAAUACGCCACGGAAAAAGCAGCGGCUGCCAAGGAUACGACGGUUGAUACAACAAAGACUGCUGCACAAUACGCCGCGGAAAAAGCAGCGGCUGCCAAGGAUACAACGGUUGAUACAGCAAAGACUGCUGCGCAAUACACCGGCGAGAAGGCAUCGGCUGCCAAGGAUACAGCGAAGACUGCUGCGCAGUACGCGGGCGAGAAGGCCGUGGCUGCCAAGGAUACGACGGUUGAUACAGCCAAGACUGCUGCACAGUACAUAGGCGAGAAGGCGGUGGCUGCAAAGGAUGCAACGGUUGAGAGCGGCAAAGGAGCGGCGGGAUAUGCAGGGAAGGCGGCUGCAGGGGUGAAGGAUCAGGCGGUGGUGGCGGGGUGGGAGGCGGCGCGUUUCACCCUUGGGAAGACAGCGGAGGCCACCAAGACGAUGGCAGACGUCACGUCUAAGGUGGCGGGGUACACAGGUGAUGUAGCGGUGGCGGCUAAGGAUAAGGUUGCCGGAGCAGGGCAGGCUGUGGUGGGGUAUGCUGGGGAGAAGAUCGCGGCUGCCAAGGACACGGUGGUAGCAACUGAAGAGAGCGCGGCAGCUUAUGCUGCGAGGAAGAAGGAAGAGGCUAAGAGGGAUCUGGAAAUGAAGAGAUCUUCACCACAAACGGAAGAAAGGAGAGAGACAUUCAGCACUGGGGGUGGCGGAGGCCCCUCUGAGGAGCAAUGGGGAGGAGAAGAAGAACAAUGGCAGCAAUGGGGAAGGUCGAAAGGCGAACACUGGCAGCAAGAAGCAGUCGGAGGAGAAGGCGAGCACGAGCUCGGAGGGGGCAUCAUGCGGGCGAUUGGCGAGACUCUAGUGGAGAUUGGGCAAACGACCAAGGAUCUUGUCUCCGGACAGCAUCCUCUACUUGGGAAAGAUGAUGAUGAGAAAGAGACGUAUAAAGGGGCUGGCCAAGAUAUAUAGAGACAGAGAGCCAUGUUCAUGUUUCCCAGAUAAAAUAAAAUAUGAGAUGCUAUGCAUCUAGUUGUGGAUCUUUUGUGUUUCUGUUGAUUGUGUAGGUUAGUUAGUGUGUGGAAAUGUACUUCUUCAUCAACACAUUUUCAU